UGACUCAAGCGCAAUUCUAAAAAAUCCACGAACACAGGACCAUUGCCUCACACCACAAGCCAUGUCUACGCCAGACUCAAUAUCAGACCCCCCAAAGCAGGUUCCUGUGACUGCAGGAACCCCAAGCUCCCAAGCUCCAAAGCCAUCAACACCAGCAGAGUCGUCGAAACUGAGCAAUGCGGAACUGAAGAAGCAACAGAAGGCCGAGAAGGCCGCGAGAAGACUACAGAAAAAGGGGGAUCAAGGACCAAGCAACGGACAACCAACCACCCCGGCCCAGAAAGCGCAAACCAAACCAGAAAAGCACGCGAAACCGACGCAACCGCGCAAUCAACCAGCCCCUCCCACACUCAAGCCUCCAGGGAAAGCCACGGCGACCAGACGAGGCUCGUCGUCCGUGCCGAAUGUCAUCGAUAGCGAGGUGAAGAAUGUGGCGCUCUUCAAGCACCUCUACAGCGUCCCCCGGCGGCAGCGGAUCGAAGGCGCGUCGAAAGACGUGCAUCCGGCUGUGGUGGCGCUAGGACUGCAGAUGAGCAACUACCGAAUAUGCGGGAGCAAUGCCCGCUGCAUCGCGAUGCUGUUGGCGUUCAAGGAAGUCAUUGAAUCGUACACGACUCCCGGUGGCACGUCCCUGGCGCGCCAUCUCACCUCCCACCACCUCUCCCCGCAGAUCGACUAUCUCAAAUCCUGCCGCCCCCUCAGCAUUAGCAUGGGCAAUGCGAUCCGCUACCUCAAAGAACUGAUCAUCAAGAUCGACCCCGCCGUCCCGGAGCACGACGCCAAAGCCACCCUCCUCGACGCCAUCGACGCCUUCAUAUCCGAGCGCAUCACCGUCGCCGGCACCAUUAUCGCGCAGACCGCGUCCACGAAAAUCGUCUCCGGCGACGUGGUGGUCACCUACGCCAAAUCCAGCAUCGUCAUGCAAACCCUUCUCACGGCCCAUCGGGCGGGUACCGCAUUCCGCGUUGUCGUCGUAGACAGCAGCCCCCUUUUCGAAGGCAAGCGCCUCGCUUCCGUCCUCGCGUCACACGGGCUGUCCGUCUCCUACUCGCUGAUCGCCGGCGCAUCGCACGCGGUCACGGGGGCGACGAAGGUAUUUUUAGGGGCGCACGCGAUAAUGAGUAACGGACGGCUAUAUUCGCGGGUGGGGACGGCGGUGGUGGCGAUGCUGGCAUACGAGCGGGACAUCCCGGUCAUCGUGUGCUGCGAGAGCGUGAAGUUCACGGAGCGAGUGGCGUUGGAUAGCAUCGUGGGGAAUGAACUGGCGCCGGCGGAGGAGCUGUUGGCGGCGGGGUUGUCGGUGGAAGGGAAGGAGGGGUCGAAGGGGGUGGAGGACAUGUUGAAGAAAUGGAGGGAGACGCCGGGGCUGCAGGCGUUGAAUGUGUUGUAUGAUGUGACGCCAGCGGAUUAUAUCAAGAUGGUGGUCACCGAGUUCGGCAGCUUGCCGCCCAGUUCGGUACCAGCUGUUCUUCGCAAUCUGAGCGGGAAUGGUUGAAAGAUUAUAACGUUAAAUUUAAUUUAGAGAGUUUGAGCGAGUGAUCUACACCAUCAAGUUCCAGUGCGAUACGGUCGACAUUGUGAAUGAAUGAUAUGUAAAUUAAUUAACAUCCACUGCUAGUAAACGUC
Messenger RNA from Eremomyces bilateralis CBS 781.70, 1626 nucleotides. RefSeq names its product IF-2B-domain-containing protein. The transcript is spliced from 2 exons. The coding region runs from base 62 to 1495 and encodes 477 amino acids. The record is from RefSeq and is a predicted model, not a curated record. NCBI's taxonomy places the organism in Eukaryota, Fungi, Ascomycota, Dothideomycetes, Eremomycetales, Eremomycetaceae.